AAACACUUCCUUGGUUUUGGGUUGAGAGUUGAAACGCGUGUCCCACAUGACACAUGUAAGAUGGCUCUGCUCGUCAGCUUUUGAGUUAUAGCUGCUGAAAAGGCUGUUUAAUUUUCAGGGAUGGACAUUAUGCAGCUGGUAUAACAUAAGUGCGGUCAACUUGAAUAUUUCUAUCUAUAACAAGAUGUCACACGAUACCAUAUUCGUAAGGGAAUCGGGAGAGAAACUCCCCAGGUCUUUGAUCAUCGAAUUACUACUGAAAAAGUACGAACGGCUUCCAGACACAGACAAGAAGCUGUUUGCCUAUGGCCCCGUAUACCUCGGAGCGAACGGAGCGUUUGCUGGACUGAUUGCCAAUAGUUUAUUUCGGCGGGUCCUGAAUGUCACUCAGGGUCGAAUCACGUCAUGUUUGCCCAUGGCCGUGCUGCCAUUUCUUACAACGGUGGCGUUGUACAACGGUGUUGUGUCUAAUUCAUUGAUGUCCGGGGAGCUGAAUUGUCCAACCUGCGCACUGAUAAGAGGCGGUGUCGUAGGAGCCGUAAGCGGUGGCCUAUAUCCAAUCUUGUUGGCCUUACCUGUCAACGCAGGCCUUGCAACCAGGUAUAAUACAGCACCUAUGCCUGGAAAAGGAAACAUACUCCGCUUUUGGAUGGCCGUAACCCAGCCCAUUGUGAGGAAGAUGUCCUUCGUGGUGAUCCUGCAGACUCUUUUUGGGGUUUUCUUGAGUUCUAAGCACUACGACAUCUAUGUUAAAAUGCUGAAGCUACCUGAAACAGACAGUGAAGAGCUGAAGGAAUAAAUGCAAAACUUAACCCAUCA
Brienomyrus brachyistius is the source of this 819-nucleotide messenger RNA. RefSeq names its product transmembrane protein 126A (gene tmem126a). The transcript has 5 exons. Gene Ontology annotation, biological process: mitochondrial respiratory chain complex I assembly. NCBI's taxonomy places the organism in Eukaryota, Metazoa, Chordata, Actinopteri, Osteoglossiformes, Mormyridae. Gene Ontology annotation, cellular component: mitochondrion. Bases 185 to 799 code for a protein of 204 amino acids. The record is from RefSeq and is a predicted model, not a curated record.